AUGUCUGCCGCCACUUUGCCGUUAGAGGACCUCGAGCUUGCGCUAGAGCUGCAACGCGAGGACCUAGAGGGGCUCAAGAAGGCAGGAAAGGGAAAGGGUCGUGAGGGGGAGACGGACGAUUUCAACCUCGCCAUUCAGCUGUACGAGGCUGAGCUAGCGUCAUGCAUAUUAGUUACAUCUGACUAUUCCAUGUGCAGGAGCAUCGCCCGAGCCGUCAGGCUAGAUGCCGACCUGAUUGGUCCCAUCUUGCUGGAAGAGGAGCAAGCGGCUCUGGACCGAGAAUUCGCCCGCACGUUGAGCCCAGAGGGCAUGCCGACAACGCCUGGCGGGCGCGCUUCGAUCGUGUCAGCCUUGGAUGAGCAGCUUCUGGCCAAACUCGAGGCUCUAUACGUGUCUACCGAGGAACACCCGGCGGAGUCUUCUAUAUGGGCCGCCAGCCGUCCGGUUCCAUGGACAGGAGGAGGCGAAGGCGAGCAACCGAAGAUUGAGUGCAUAGGCUGCGGUGACAAGCGCUAUCGCUCGGACGUUUCUCGCUGCCCUUGUUCUCACGAGUACUGCCGUGAGUGCCUGGCGAGCCUUUUUAUGGCGUCCUUGUCGGACGAAUCCUUAUUUCCUCCUCGCUGCUGCGGCCAGCCGAUUCCCCUCGAUUUUUGCCGGGCCUACCUUCCGACAAAUCUUGCCGGAGAGUUUCUGGUCAAGAAGGCAGAGAUGGAGACACCGAACAGGACAUACUGUCAUCAGCCAACAUGUUCCGUAUUCAUACCGCAGCAGUUCAUCGACGGGGAAGUGGCAACGUGUCCUCGGUGUCAGAAGACGACGUGUGUGACGUGCAAGGGUCAAUCACACGAGGGUGACUGUCCAUAUGAUGUCGCUGCUCAAGAGCUCCUCCGCGUCGCGGCCGAGAAUGGUUGGCAGCGGUGCUACUCUUGCCGCCGGGUGGUUGAGCUGGAUCACGGAUGCAACCACAUGACAUGUCGCUGCGGAGCUCAGUUCUGUUAUGCCUGCGGAUUAGUCUGGAGGACGUGCGGCUGUGAGCAGUGGAGUGAAGAACGCCUCCUUGCUCGUGCAGACGCCAUCGUUAAUCGUGACGUCGAUGCCGGGCGGCUUGACGAUGUGGAACGGGCGAACCGGCUGGAGAGGGAGCGGCAGAACUUGAUGCUGAAUCAUGAGUGCGAGCACAGGGCCUGGAGGUCACGCGGGGGUUCGCAUCAGUGCGAGGAGUGCUACAACUUCCUCCCUCUCUUCAUAUACGAAUGUGUGCAGUGUAGGAUCAUGGCAUGCAGGCGUUGCAGGUUCAACCGUCUCUGA
Molecule: messenger RNA, 1308 nt
Organism: Thermothelomyces thermophilus ATCC 42464
Lineage: Eukaryota; Fungi; Ascomycota; Sordariomycetes; Sordariales; Chaetomiaceae
Exons: 2
Coding region: 1-1308 (435 amino acids)
Biological process (GO): positive regulation of proteasomal ubiquitin-dependent protein catabolic process; protein polyubiquitination; ubiquitin-dependent protein catabolic process
Cellular component (GO): ubiquitin ligase complex; cytoplasm
Molecular function (GO): ubiquitin protein ligase activity; zinc ion binding; ubiquitin conjugating enzyme binding
Source: RefSeq, a predicted model, not a curated record